AACAUCUCAGCUUGCCUCAAAGAGUCUCGUCCCCCUUUUCAUAAUCUUUAUUUAUUGGUCGUCUCUGUCUCUGAUCUGUCAUAUAGGCAGGCACCAUGUUUGGUAUUCAAGAUUGUUCAUUCAAAAUCUUACAGAUUUCUUCUCUUCUUAUUCUUCUCCUCUACCCUGCAACAGUCUCUAGCGAGUGUACAUGUGAAGUGGAGGAUCUAGCACAAAAUAAAGGAGAGGCACUGAAAUAUAAACUUGGUGCGAUUGCUGCUAUUCUUGUUGCUGGUGCUGUUGGAGUAAGCCUCCCAUUGCUAGGGAGGAGAAUUCCUGCAUUGAGCCCGGAAAAUGACAUUUUCUUUAUGAUCAAGGCCUUUGCUGCUGGUGUUAUCCUAGCAACAGGGUUCGUUCAUAUCCUACCGGAUGCAUUCGAAAACAUAACUUCACCUUGCCUUAAAGAAAGUCCGUGGGGAAAUUUUCCAUUUUCAGGUUUUGUCGCCAUGAUGUCUGCCAUAGGGACGCUAAUGAUCGACACAUUCGCGACAGGGUAUUAUAAGAGGCAGCAUUUCAAUAAGAAUAAGCAGGUAAAUGCAGAUGAAGAGAAGGCUGCUGAACAUGCAGGUCAUGUACAUGUUCAUACACAUGCCACUCAUGGCCAUGCUCAUGGGUCUGCUUCCCCAUCUGAAGAGUUUGGCUUCUCAGAGCUCAUCCGUCAACGUAUCAUAUCCCAAGUAUUGGAGGUAGGAAUCGUGGUUCAUUCAGUGAUUAUUGGUAUAUCAUUGGGUGCAUCUGAGAGCCCUGAUGCAAUAAGGCCACUACUAGCAGCCUUGUCUUUCCAUCAGCUUUUUGAAGGAAUGGGACUUGGAGGCUGCAUAUCUCAGGCACAAUUCAAGUCUCUGUCCGUGGCAAUCAUGGGAACGUUUUUCUCCCUAACAACGCCAUUGGGAAUUGCAGUAGGUAUUGGGAUUUCAUGUUUCUACAACGACAACAGCCCAACUGCUCUAAUUGUUGAAGGGGUUUUCAAUUCAGCUUCUGCUGGGAUUUUGAUUUACAUGUCACUUGUUGACCUGCUGGCUGCGGAUUUCAUGAACCCAAGGCUGCAAAGCAACGUUAGGCUUCAAGUAGGAGCAAAUGUCUCACUUCUCCUAGGGGCUGCUUGCAUGUCUGUGUUGGCCAAAUGGGCUUGAAUUUUGGGUGUUAUUCACCUCUCAAGGAAUGCAUGCCCUCCUUUUGUGCCAUUCAGAUUUAGUACAUGCAUGCCUAAUGGUUUUUAUGUGCUUUUUCUGCAUUGGUCUACAAUACUUACACCAGUGGUGGAUUAUUAAAUUCUGCCCACUUUUUUGAAUGUAGAUUAAAAAUCAAGGAAUUCAUAUGCCAUAAGAAUUAAU
Molecule: messenger RNA, 1373 nt
Organism: Theobroma umbraticum
Lineage: Eukaryota; Viridiplantae; Streptophyta; Magnoliopsida; Malvales; Malvaceae
Gene: ZIP1
Product: zinc transporter 1 precursor
Biological process (GO): zinc ion transmembrane transport
Cellular component (GO): plasma membrane
Molecular function (GO): zinc ion transmembrane transporter activity
Source: RefSeq, a predicted model, not a curated record